AUGACUGGCAAGGUGGUGCACUAUGUCGGGUCCAACCAUGUUUCAUUUGGCCAAUUGGGAUGGGAGGCAACAAGAAAUUCUUCCGGUGUACAUGUAGUGGAAAUUUUUUUUGCAGGAAAGGCGGGCGCCGGCAAGGGUCGUUCGCCAACACCAACCGCCGCCAGGAGUGGGGAGCCGAGUGGCGCGGCAGGAGGAGGAGCUGGGGGCGGCGGAGGAGGAGGAGGAGGUGCAGCGGCAUCCACAGCAACAGCAGGAACAGGAACAGGGACGGCAGGAGGCAAUGGCAAUGGCAGCGUCGGUAGAUCCACACUACAUGCCAACAAAACGAUACUGAAAACGGUAUCCGUGUUCCUCGCCAGCGGCAAGCGCAACUCGAGCAACCAACAGUCGAAGGACAAAGCUCUGCAAAACAAACGGCAACAGCGGCAACGGAGGAUGGACGAGCUGAGCGGCAAAAUAAAUCCCAAACUGCUGGAAAGUCUCCGUAAAAAGACCCGCUUCACCAAGGACGAGCUGGAUGCCCUUUGCAGGAUCUACCGGAAACUGGUCUCCAACUGCCAGUACGCGGCCAAGACUCUGGCCUCCAGUUCAUCCAGUGCGGCCAUCGCGAAGCCCCAUGCCGCCGUAGAGGGCAUCGAUCGGAUUGUUUUUAGAGAGCUCCUGCACAGCACUUUCGACAUCGUAACGGAGGAGAUCCUCAUGGAGCGGAUCUUCUGCAGCUGGGACAAGGCCCACGAGGGCCUGCCCCUUCGCCUGGAGGGCUGGCUCAUCGGCCUCUCCACCUUCCUGCGUGGCACUCCGGCGGAGAAGGCCGCCUUCUGCUUCCGAGUCUACGAUCUGAACACCGACGGCUUCAUCACCAAGGACGAGAUGUUCACGCUGCUCCGCAACUGUUUGAUCAAGCAGCCGCAGGACGAGGAUCCCGACGAGGGUGUCAAGGACCUGGUGGAGAUAGUCCUCAAAAAGUUCGAUCUGGACAAGGAUGGCAAGGUGUCCCUGGAGGACUUUAUGGGCACUGUGACGGCGGAGCCGCUUCUGAUCGAGGCUUUCGGGCAGUGCCUGCCCACGGACAGUGCUGUGGUGUCCUUUUUCUCCACGCUCCAGGUCUAGGAUUCUAACUACCCUUAUUUAUAUCCCAAUAUAUGUUAACUUGUUUAUUCAUUAAACAAAAAAUGUGAAGAAAUUCUAAUAAA
Messenger RNA from Drosophila ananassae, 1193 nucleotides. Its product is annotated as EF-hand calcium-binding domain-containing protein 1. The coding region runs from base 1 to 1110 and encodes 369 amino acids. Gene Ontology annotation, molecular function: calcium ion binding. The transcript has 4 exons. The record is from RefSeq and is a predicted model, not a curated record. Lineage: Eukaryota; Metazoa; Arthropoda; Insecta; Diptera; Drosophilidae.